AUGGGCAUGAUGAAUAUCACAGGUCUGAAGGUAUUCACUCUGAUAAUUCUUUUUCUAAAUGGAUUAUCCGCGGGCUAUAAGUGCUUGACGCAAACCAAAUUGCGUUACACCAAGACGCUGCUGUCAGACUUAAUGAUAAACACGGUGGACACAGAAAACGGCAAAAUAUUCCAUCCACUUAUCGCAGGCUCUGUGCGACUUGGUUUCCACGAUUGUGUGGGUGGGUGUGACGGUUGUAUUAAUCUGAACAACCCAGAUAACGCUGGUUUGGAUACUACUUUCAAUGCACUGAAUGAUUUAUAUGCCAGAGAGCGAAUUGAUCGGAUAAUGUCUAGAGCUGAUUUUUUCGCCUUAGCGGGAAUAGUUGGAGCAGAAGUUGGUUCAAAGAUGAAAAGUGGGCAGAGUCAAGUGCAAUCUCCACGCAUACCAUUUCACUGGGGAAGAAGAGACUGCCCAACAUCACCAAUAACUACAGAAAUGCGAGUUUUCCCUAACGCUUUAGGAAACCUGACGGAAACUGUCGAUUACUUCCGAAGAGUCUUUGAUCUCACGCCCGAACAGUUAGCAGCCGUUUUAGGUGCUCACACGUUAGGAGAUGCAAGGAAAGAUGCAUCUGGUUUUGACGGUGAGUGGGUCAUAGAAAGAGACGUUUUUGACAACGACUUUUAUCGUGUUUUAUCAGAUAAAACUCAACUUUGGGUUCAGGAAAAUGAAAACCCUGAUGAUCCAAACAAACCCAGAUGGCAGUGGAACGCCAAGAAACAUAGAGAAGGCAAGGAAGGCAUCAUGAUGUUAAAUACGGAUAUGGAAUUGUUCAAGAACACAGCACCUAAUAGUGACGGAAGAGUUACAUCUUGUCCUGCUGAUGUCUCGACAUGUCCGUCGUCACGUUUAGCUGAUAGAGUGAAACUAUAUGCUAGCGACAAUGCCAAGUUUUUGGCAGACUUUUCUGUUGCUUACGGGAAAAUGCUGACCACUGGCUAUAAAUCGUGGGAGCUGCGAUACCCUUCCCUAUACUAA
Lingula anatina is the source of this 1020-nucleotide messenger RNA. RefSeq names its product putative ascorbate peroxidase. Gene Ontology annotation, biological process: cellular response to oxidative stress; hydrogen peroxide catabolic process; response to reactive oxygen species. The record is from RefSeq and is a predicted model, not a curated record. Gene Ontology annotation, molecular function: peroxidase activity; heme binding. NCBI's taxonomy places the organism in Eukaryota, Metazoa, Brachiopoda, Lingulata, Lingulida, Lingulidae.